Helianthus annuus (common sunflower) is the source of this 896-nucleotide messenger RNA. Its product is annotated as F-box protein PP2-A15. Gene Ontology annotation, molecular function: protein binding. NCBI's taxonomy places the organism in Eukaryota, Viridiplantae, Streptophyta, Magnoliopsida, Asterales, Asteraceae. Bases 123 to 629 code for a protein of 168 amino acids. The record is from RefSeq and is a predicted model, not a curated record. The transcript has 3 exons.
UUAAACCAACAAGAACCGCCUAGGGGAAGGAUGUGGUAGACGGACAACUUUCCCUCCAAUAAUAACUACCACUCCAACGGUCACUUACAAAACCACCAAAACUAUUUUCCAUAUAUACAUACAUGGGAGCCUCGUCAUCUAAGUUAACCCGCAACGGACCGGGGCUCGGAGACAUACCGGAGAACUGCGUGGCUUGUGUUUUUAUGUACCUUACACCGCCAGAGAUAUGUAAUCUAGCUCGCCUCAACCGCGCGUUUAGAGGCGCAGCCUCAUCGGACACCAUAUGGGAAUCAAAGCUUCCACAUAACUACCAACAUCUGCUACAUCUCAUGCCUCCUGAGAGGUACCAACACCUUUGUAAAAAAGACAUAUAUGCCCUCCUCUCUAGACCUGUCCCGUUUGACGACGGCAAUAAGGAAGUGUGGUUGGAUAUGGUAACUGGAAGAGUGUGUGUUUCAAUCUCUGCAAAGGCAAUGUCGAUAACUGGAAUAGACGAUCGGAGAUACUGGAAUUGGAUUCCGACUGAAGAAUCUAGGUUUAACAUUGCAGCCUAUUUGCAGCACAUAUGGUGGUUCGAAGUAGACGGUUUCGUAAAUUUCCCAUUUCCAGCCGACAUAUACACGUUGUGAUACGUUCAUAACACAUCAGCAACCAAACCCACGUUUACUUGCAUGAUACCCAUGUUCCCCAUGUUCCUUUGUUUACUGCAUGCAUGUUGUUACUUACUAGGUAGUUAUUAGAUUAGUUUUGCAUAUUUAAAUUCAUGUAUGAUGCACUUUGAAAGGGGAAGAAAAAUUAGAUCAAAGUUAUUAUUGUCUUGUUCUCUCAUCUAUGUUCUUUGGAGCCUAACCCACUCUACGGGUCUCUUGGGAGAUUAGCCAUCUCGAAUCGGCUUC